Molecule: messenger RNA, 3152 nt
Organism: Arachis duranensis
Lineage: Eukaryota; Viridiplantae; Streptophyta; Magnoliopsida; Fabales; Fabaceae
Product: DNA ligase 1
Exons: 18
Coding region: 550-2904 (784 amino acids)
Biological process (GO): DNA recombination; DNA biosynthetic process; lagging strand elongation
Cellular component (GO): nucleus; mitochondrion
Molecular function (GO): ATP binding; DNA binding; DNA ligase (ATP) activity
Source: RefSeq, a predicted model, not a curated record
AAGUGAAUAAUAUAUUAACAAAAAAUAAAAUUAAUUUCUUAAAAACAAUAAAAAAGCGUUGAACAAGUACGUUAGUGUCUGUUGAGCUGCUAGUAUAAUUAAAAUAUGUUAGAUGUUCAAUUCAUUAGAUAUACAGAUAAUUAUUUUUAUCCUUAAGUGAAUAAUUAUUUUUAUUAAGGGUGAGUGGCGUGUGGCAAGCCAAAUAGCGAUGGAGAAAGAAUGAUUAUUAAUGAAGGUGGAGUGGCUGCCAGUUGAAAAAGAAGAGAGUAUUGGAGUGAUAGUUAUUUUUUUGAAAUAACUAACAAUAUUUUUUUAAUUUGAAAUUUGAAAUUAGAGAAUUUAAAAUUUAAAAUUUGAUAUGAAAUAAUUGAAUAAGAGUUUUUAAAUUUAUUAUUUCGUGAGUAAUUUUUAUUUUAACUCAUAUUGGGCUAAAUAAGCAGCGCAUUGUACACAUUUUACAAGCAUUGUACACAUUUUAGUAUUUUACAAAUAUUUCAUUGGCUCACUCUUUAAUUUAUUAUUUAAAAAAUAUUCUUUUUAUGUCGCACAAUGACCAAACCACCCUCCGCCUUCGACGCUCUCAUGUCCGGUGCUCGCGCCGCUGCCGCCGCCGCCGCCGCUGCCAAGAAGAAGAAAUCCGAGCGGUCGCAGCAACCAACUGCUUCUUCUCCCAAGAAGCGAAAACCUUCAUCCUCCACUCUCCCCACUCCAACCUCCACGCUAAACCCUAAUGAAGAACCGGAGAAAGAAGGCCCUCCUCCGACCAAGACUCGCCACGUGUCUUCUCCAUCUGCCUUGCAGGAGCUGAAGAAGCGCGUUCCGCAGCUGACGGCGAAGCCUUCGAAAUUCGAUCCUAGCUCAGUGGCUUGUUGGGAGAAGGGCACGCCUGUGCCGUUCUCGUUACUGGCGUUGGCGCUUGACAUGAUUUCUCUGGAGCCUGGCAGAAUCAAGAUGACAGAUAUUGCGUGCAAUUUGAUGAAGACUGUGAUAUACUCUACCCCUGAGGAUCUUGUGCCUCUGAUUUAUCUCUUGGCGAAGAGGCUUGCUCCGGCGCAUGAAGGGCUGGAAUUGGGAAUUGGCGAGACUUCCAUUAUUAAGGCACUUGCUGAGGCAACUGGAAGAACUGAAUCCAAAAUCAAGAAGCUGUAUCAGGUGACUCUUUUGGGUUUUGUAGUCUUUGACUGUCUCUUUCCCAAUGGGGAUUGUUUGAUGAGUUGCCAUUUUGCUUUGACGAGGUUCCGUCUUAUUGCCAAGGAAUCUGGAAGAGACAGUCAAAUGAAGAAAAAGAAUCAUAUAAAGGCACUUCUUGUUGCUGCAACUGACUGCGAACCUAAAUAUCUUAUCCGUUUUCUACAGGGAAAAUUGCGGAUUGGUGUGGCUGAGCAAACUCUCUUAGCUGCAUUAGGCCAAGCAGCAGUACAGAGUGAAGAACAUUCUAAACCACCUGCUGGUAUUAAGUCUCCUUUGGAAGAGGCUGUAAAAAUUGUUAAACAAGUCUAUUCUGUUCUUCCUGUCUACGACGAAAUAGUAUCUGCACUUCUUACACAUGGUGUAUGGAAACUUCCAUCAACGUGUAAUUUUACUCCUGGUAUUCCAGUUGGACCUAUGCUGUCAAAACCGAGGAAGGGUAUCUCUGAUAUUCUAAAUUCAUUGCAAGAUGUGCAGUUUACUUGUGAAUACAAGUAUGAUGGAGAGCGUGCCCAGGUACAUUACAUGGAAAAUGGUUCAGUUGAGAUUUAUAGUAGAAAUGCUGAGCGGAAUACUGGGAAGUUUCCUGAUGUUGUUGCUGCAAUUUCAAGGUUAAAGAAAUCAACUGUAUCAUCAUUUGUUCUUGAUUGUGAAAUUGUUGGAUAUAAUCGUGAGAAACAGACCAUCCGUCCUUUCCAGGAUCUUAGUACUCGGCCUCAUAAAAAUGUAUCUGUGGAUAAUAUAAAGGUUGACGUCUGCAUAUUUGCUUUUGAUAUACUGUAUCUUAAUGGCCGAGUACUUCUUCAGGAUAACCUGAAAAUCCGUAGAGAGCAUCUUUAUGCCUCUUUUGAAGAAGAAACUGGAGUUUUUCAGUAUGCAACGGCAAUAACAUCAAAUGACACUGAGGAAAUUCAGAAAUUUCUCGACAAAGCUGUUGGAUCAAGCUGUGAGGGAUUAAUCAUUAAAACUUUAAAUGAAGAUUCUACAUAUGAACCUUCCAAUCGGUCAAACAAUUGGCUAAAACUGAAGAAAGAUUAUCUGGAUAACAUAGGGGACUCGAUGGAUUUGGUACCUAUAGCUGCAUUCCACGGACGUGGGAAACGUACAGGAGUCUAUGGUGCUUUUCUUCUUGCUUGCUAUGACUACAAUAACGAAGAAUUUCAAAGUAUUUGUAAGAUUGGAACGGGAUUUACUGAAGAAGUGCUCGAAGAGCGUUCUAAAAGUCUUGGUUCUCAAGUGAUUCCUGGGCCAAAGCGAUACUAUCGAUAUGGAGAUAAAAUGAAGCCUGAUGUCUGGUUUGAAGCUAGCGAGGUAUGGGAGGUGAAAGCUGCAGAUUUGACCAUCAGCCCAGUUCACCGAGCUGCAGUGGGCAUAGUAGAUUCAGAUAAGGGCAUAUCUCUUAGAUUCCCACGGCUAGUUCGAGUUCGACCUGACAAAACACCCGAGCAGGCCUCAUUAUCUGAGCAGGUUGCUGAGAUGUAUAAUGUUCAAAAAGCCACUCAAACUAAAGAAAAAGAAAAAGAAAAAGAAAAAGAAACAACCAAACAGGAUGGUAGUGAGUCACCAAAAAAACAGAUUUGCAGCGAAGACGAAGAUGAAGACGAAGACGAAGUCGCAGAUGAAGAUGUAGAUGUAGAUGUAAUGCAUAUGAAGAUGAAGAUAAGUGAGCUGCUGUCAUACACUAUUGUACCAAUAGAAUCUCAGCAUUUUUGCUGAUCAUCCAAUGUUAGUCUAAUGUGCAGAGGAAAAUUCUUUACAUAUAAGCAUAUGUAGAGAUCAUAGUUGCUUAUUUUUCAUAAAUUGAAAAUUUAGCUUGCAAUGUGGAAUUGGCAUUUGCGUCAAAUUACAUUGUUAUUUGGAUAAUCUUGGGAAGUUUUCCUUCCUUGUUCAUGUAGCGGCUAGUGUUAACUUGUAUAGAAAUUUUGUUUCCCCUUUGACAAGUUAAGGCUGCUUAGCAAUUUGCA